Molecule: messenger RNA, 2716 nt
Organism: Linum trigynum
Lineage: Eukaryota; Viridiplantae; Streptophyta; Magnoliopsida; Malpighiales; Linaceae
Source: the annotation of a GenBank genome assembly
AUUAAUCAAGGUGUUUUUGGCACAAUGUACACCAUGGUAAUAUGAAGACUAUAUGAUGGUUCAUGGGGCCGGAUAGGAUGCUAACAUCAUUAGUGUUAGCACUUAGCACCUUGCGAACAUUAAUUAUAAAAGUGUUGUUAUUAAUUAUAAAGUGUUGUUGUAAUUAGUAAUUACCCAUGUAACAAAAUUUUCAGGUCUCAUACUCCAAUAAAUUUGUGUUAUAUUUGCUAAUUACGGUUGGGUACCUAAACAUAAUAGAUAUUAAGAUUUAGUAGCAGCCUUUUUUUUUGCACAUAAAUCCUAAAAAUGUUAAUUAAAAGUUAAAUUUUAGUACUCAAGAGUUUUUAUGUUUAAAUCCACAUUGAUUGUGAUCAAUCCAUAAUUAAACAGUAAUCAAAAUGAAAUGUUGUAAUGCCUUAUUCCUGCUAGAGGUGUGCAACGGUUCGGUCCAGUCCGAACCGGAACAAAUUCAAUAAUACUUGAUAACUGUGGCCCAUCAAUAAAAGAUAUUUUAGGACCAUAGACCGGAUUAUCGUUGCAUGCGGUCCAUAUGGUUGGGUUUGUUCCGGUCCAAAUAUCCAUUCGGUCCACAUUUUCUUUCGUAAUUAUAAGAUUCAUAGACCAACGACCGGACCGCAUUUUACUAGAUUCGAUACAGUCCAUUUCAAAAUACCGAUUCGAUCUGAUACAAUCUGGUACGGACCGGAUCGUUGCACACCCCCUACCCAACCACAAGGCUGCAACCAAAGAACCACCAUGCCCAUUCUGGAAAGCAAAGCACAAGUAGCCCAGUCAAAGAAACACAUCAAGCCCGCGAGGAGCCAGAUCACUCUGCUCGACUGAAACUGCAGGCCCCAUUAUCGGGCCCAACAGACCGGGCCUAAACUUGUUUACCGUAACAUUCUUAAUUAUUAUAAAAUAAAAUUUAUUAGGAUUGGGCUCAUUCACCUUCAUCGCUUUUUCGCUCCCGGUCCCUUUUUUUCUUCCCCUGUGAAAGUGGCGUAAAACCCUAAGAGCCAAAACCACCGUCUCUCUUCCAAACUCCGAACCAGAGCGCUCUUCUUCUUCCUCUCCGUCUUCCUUUUUCCUUGCAGAUCCCUUGCUGCUUCUACGGUCAUUUCAAUGAGGCUCGCGCUUUACCGAGCCCAUAGGCGGCCGUUCAUCAACCCUUCUCUUCUCCAAUUCCUCUCUCCCUUAUCCUCCUUUUCUUCUUCUCUCUCGUCCACAACUCUUCUCGACGACGGCGGUCCCUUCUCGGAAUUCCAGCCUCCUCCCGAAACCAAUCCCUUAUCCACCUCAUUCCUCAGAGAAGGGAUGUGGCGGUCGCAGAACCCAACCCAGGUCAGAUCCAAUUCGCCGCCCUCGAGAAACUCCGCCGCGGAUCCCUCUCUGAACAUCGGUAAGAGACUCCUUGAUAAGCCAAGUCCACGGCGUGUGGACUUUUCGAACGAAAUCAAGGCCUUGAUCCUCAAGAAGGACCGUGACAACAAACCAAAGAAGAGGGCGGGGCUAGGUUUGAAACCGGCGAUAAGUGCAAGCGAGAAUCUCUACGAGAUAGAUAAGUUCCUCCUCCCAAGGUUAGAAGCACUGAAGAAAAAAAUGCAGACUUCAAGUGCUACAGCAUCGACUGUCGGGACAUCAAGAAAAAAUGAGAAGGUUGUGAUUGAUGAACUUAAUGCAGAGUUAGAAGCACAGAAAAUGCAGACUUCAAGUGCUACAGCCUCGACCGCCGGGACAUCUGAGCUGAAGAAAUUGCGGCGGAAGCAGAAGCAAGGGCGGUCACUUAUCGAGGUGCUCUGGCAGGGUGAGGAGGUAAAUUGGCUCCCAAAGUUAGAAGCACAGAAAAUGCAGACUUCAAGUGAUACAGCCUCGACCGCAGGGACAUCUGAGCUGAAGAAAUUGCGGCCGGAGCAGAAGCAAGGGCAGGAAGGGUGGUCACCGUUCGAGGAGUUGACGCGGCAGGGUGAGGAGGUAAAUUGGCUCCCAAGGAAAGAGGAGGCUGUGGUUGCUGAACUCAAUGCAGAGUUAGAAGCACAGGAAAUGCAGCCUUCAAGUGCUACAGCUUCGACCGCUGGGACAUCAGGAAAGAAGAAGAGGAAGAGUGCCCAAGCUGUAGAUGAUCGGAUUGACCUUGUUGUGGGUGAGAUGAGCGAGUUUCGCACAGUGAUCAAGCAUUCAGUGGAAACCAUCGCUAGAGCACUUGGUGAGAGCGACGACCUUAUCCAGAAGAGAGCCAAUCUGCUGAAAACGCUGGAGGAGCUUGAAGGGUUCAGUAGAGCUGAGAUUAUAACGGCAUUGAGGAAGCUGUCUAACAAUGACAGGGAUUUGAUGAUCUUCUAUGGCUUGGAAGAGAAAGCCGACAAGGUGAUAUUCGUGACAGGGCUGCUUCGAUGAAGUCAAUCUUGUGGGUAGUUUAUAUAUCCGUUGGUUUACUUAUGUUGAGCAGAGAACUCUCGGAUGAGUUUGGAUUCUUCUACUUAACAUCCCAAUUAAUGUGCUGUUGUGUUGUCUCUAUGUCACUUUCCUCAUCUUCUCUUUUAGGAAGGAUUAUUCUCUUUUGUGGCCGUUGAUGAUUGAUGGUGGUUCCAUGUAAAAUGAUCAACCGAUAAUCGACCACUCGGUUAUCAACUAAUCGACUAACAUAAACGAUGCAGUUAGUGUUAAGCACACAUUGAUUAACGAUCAACCAAUUACUGAAUAAAUGAUUACGAUUAUA